Messenger RNA from Rodentolepis nana, 1371 nucleotides. NCBI's taxonomy places the organism in Eukaryota, Metazoa, Platyhelminthes, Cestoda, Cyclophyllidea, Hymenolepididae. The record is from the annotation of a GenBank genome assembly.
AUGGAAGCCCCACCUUUUCGAUUAAAUAAUCAUACUUCCAGUAAUAGUGUCGUUGUUGCCGAUGAAGAAAUUUACCAAGCGGUAGCCAUGAUGGCUAUUGUAAUCAUUAUUGGCACCAUCGGAAAUGCUCUUGUUAUCUCGGUACUUUGCAUCAAGAAUUCUUCUGGAAACUCUCGAUGGAAAAGAUAUCGUCGACAACAACGUAUCAGUGAAAUAAAUCAAGCUGAAAUGGGAGCCUUUGGUAGAGAUAAGACAUUGGACUUUUUUGUACUCGUCUUAGCUAUAUCUGAUCUAUUCGUUUGUGUUAUCAUCAUUCCUUCUACAAUUACAAUUGAGCUUUUUAAAUAUCGAAUAUCCAUUGACUUGCUUUGUAAGAUGUUCUAUGUAUUCCUUGUGGCCAAUACAACAUUCUCUUCUCUUUUAAUCUCAACAGUGGCACUUGAUCGUUAUCUCUUUAUAUGUCAUUCCUUGAAGCAUAUCCUAACUUUGAUUAGAGCGAAAGUUAUUGGGACAACUUUGGCUCUUUUCUCGCUCGGUGUGGGGAUUGCUGCGGGUUGUGCUGUUGGCAUAAAAACGGAAGACGAUGGAGAAGUCGUUCAGCAUAUCUGUGAUGAGAUUGAAUUCAUUGAUGGUAUUAGCCAUCUUCAAAGGAGACUCUCACGAGUUAUUAAGUACUUCAAUCAUGCAUGCUUCUUGGCAAGUAUCCUCAUCGUCAUUGUCCUUUAUUCACGUGUAUUUUGGGCAAUUGUUGUAACCCGUUCUCGCAGCCACAAACUCUCGGUUUCAGUUUCAAUUCAUCGACAAAGUGGAAAGAAAUCAGCAUAUGACAGCAAAUCCUCCAGCAAUGGUAAGGACUCUCGCCAUAGGAGAACCAGUAUUCCAUCAAGAUUUCGUCAGAAGGCCCAUUUUACUUUCCAGAAUCUUCGGUCUGCCAUUAUGCUCUUUGUUAUUGCCGUUGUCUAUAUCCUAACCUUCGUGACAUCUUUAAUCAUAGCAAAUGGAUGGAUAAAAAUGAACUUAGUACUCUUAUAUCUCUACUACAUUAACAGUGCUGCUAAUCCAUGUAUUUAUGCGAUAUUUACCCCGUCCUUUCGUCAGACCGUGGCCACACUUUUUCGCAGCUGCUGUUGUCAAAAGGACAGUAUAGAUCAGACCUCUGCAAUUGGUAGGGAUUCAAAACAUUCGGAUAGCGGUUCUCGUAAUAUAGUUCAAAACAGUCAAACUUGGAGUCACUCUCGUGGUAAAAUUUACACAAGGGACGAUCCAUUUCCAUUUAUUACCAGAGAACAGCGUAGAGCGGCAGUUAAGGAGGGAACCGCCACCAUAACAUCACUCUCGACGGAAUUGAAGUUGCAUGCAAGUAAUUCAUAA